Penicillium antarcticum is the source of this 1113-nucleotide messenger RNA. Its product is annotated as casein kinase II subunit beta. Gene Ontology annotation, cellular component: cytoplasm; protein kinase CK2 complex. The record is from RefSeq and is a predicted model, not a curated record. The transcript has a single exon. The coding region runs from base 1 to 1113 and encodes 370 amino acids. Lineage: Eukaryota; Fungi; Ascomycota; Eurotiomycetes; Eurotiales; Aspergillaceae. Gene Ontology annotation, molecular function: protein kinase regulator activity.
AUGUCGUCCUCGGAAGGUGCACCGGAGUCCUGGAUCUCCUCGUUCUGCUCGUUGAUGGGCCAUGAGUUCUUCGCAGAGGUGUCGGAAGACUUUAUCGAGGAUGAUUUCAACUUGACUGGCCUGCAGUCGCAGGUGCCCAUGUACAAAGAGGCCUUGGAGAUGAUUCUCGAUGUGGAGCCCGAGGAUGAUGAUGAAGAGGAAGAAGAGGAGGAGGAUGAGGAGGAUGAAGAUGAUGCGCUGGGCGAUGACAGACCCGGAUACCGGAGAGCAGGCGAUCGGCGACACGCCCGCGUCGCCAGCGAUUUGAGCGUCAUCGAGAGCUCCGCCGAACUGCUCUACGGACUCAUCCACCAGCGAUAUAUCACCUCCCGGCCGGGCAUUCAACAGAUGCUGGAAAAAUAUGAGAUGCAGCAUUUCGGCGUCUGUCCGCGUGUCAACUGCAAUGGUUGCAAGGUACUUCCCGUUGGCCGAUCCGACACUCCUGGCCAAGAAACCGUCAAGCUGUUCUGCCCCGGUUGCAUGGAUAUUUAUACACCCCCCAACAGUCGCUUCCACUCCGUCGACGGAGCAUUCUUCGGCACAACCUUUGGAUGUCUCUUCUUCAUGACCUUCCCAGACUUGGACAUUGGACCCCGUCUGGAUGCAUCACUGUCGAUUAUGUCGCCCCGCAACGCCGCGCCCACGCAGUCUCGGACUGGCUCCGUGACCCGUCCCCAACCCUCCCGCCAGGUUCUCGAAUCCCCCACCCCAGAGAACCAACCCUUAGAGAUUAACGGCGUACGCACAUCCAACCUCUGUCCCGGCCUCGGCAAGGGUAAGAUCUACGACCCGCGCAUCUAUGGAUUCAAGGUCUCGGAAGUGUCGCGCGUCGGCCCCCGCAUGAAAUGGCUGCGCACGAAGCCCAAGAAUGUGAUUGAGCUGGACGAGGCAUGGAACAACGAGCAGGAGCUGCUGCAGCUGCAAGACAAGGAUGAUAAAGAUGGCGAUACCGUGAUGAAACCGGAACAAGUGCAAGAUGCAGCCAUCGCAAACCGCAAGAAGGCCCCUAUGCGACGACGACGAAACCUCAACCAGUCAGCACCCACAGAUCCAAUGGAUGUGCAUGUCCGAUGA